Symbiodinium necroappetens is the source of this 309-nucleotide messenger RNA. The record is from the annotation of a GenBank genome assembly. NCBI's taxonomy places the organism in Eukaryota, Dinophyceae, Suessiales, Symbiodiniaceae.
AUGGGCUACGACCGGCCAUGGGAGCGACGAGGACUGCAGGCCGAGGGCCUCGAGGCAGAUCCCUACACUCUUCAGACGUACGACACCAGGCUUGGCAAUGUGUUGCUGCUGGCAACGCAUGAUGCCUUCUUCGGUGAUCGGUAUAGCCUGCUUACGCCCAACUACGGGGGUGGUGCAUAUCGGAAUUUGAGGAACAUCGUGGUUCCGCUUCCCUUCUCGCUGAACUGCACCUUUUGGCGCUCAGCGGUGGGACAAAGGCAAUCCUUCACGCGGCGGUUCCGAGUGAGCUUUGCGGGCUCUCAGAAUGGU